UUUAUAAGCCCAAUUAUGAGCAAUAAUAAUAAUAGCGAAUACGGCUAACGGGCUACUGCAAAAUAAAAAUAAAAAAACAUUGAAAGUGAAAUAGUAACAGUCAGCUGGUCUGUACUUUGAGAAAUGCAAAAAGUUAAUAUCUGAGGUUUAAAAUUUCGCAUUGAGGUUCAGAUGAGCCGUUCACUCAUUGUGUUUCUCACAUUAACAUCCGCGGCGUCGCCAUGCUAUAGUAUUUUGGUCACAAUGAAUGCCAUAUUCAUAUUCCCUGAUAUUUAACAGUCACGUGACUCUAUAGGGAAAUUAUAUCACAUCGCAUUAACAGGCACACACAGUGCAUUUAGAUCGAUCUACGCUGGUAAACGCGCGCACACACACACACUCACUCGCGCGCGCGCACGCUCCCUUCACCGCCCCCUUCUCUCCGUCUCUCUCUCUCUCUCCCUUCGUUCUCCUCUUCUUCAUCACUCUUGUUUUACGCGUGUGUGAUAUGUGAUGCGAUACGCUGGCUGCAACCAUCCCAAUGGCUCCCGUCGACCGCGGACGAUGAUUUCGUUUCGGUUUUUCCAUUCGCAUCGCGGGAAUAUCGCUCCAGCGUCGACGCAGUCCAUGAGCACGAGGGGUUUUUUUUCGCUUCCCGUGACUGCUGAAGGAUAUUUCUGCAUGUCGAGAGACUGAAGAGACGCGGGGAACACGUUCAAUGCCGUUGGAACAUGUCAUAUGUUCCCUUUCAAGAUGCGAGGUAUGCUGUCCCCCCCUCCUACCGACACCAGCCCUCCUUCGCUGCUGCUCCCUCCUACGAGCAACCCGACUGGAAUCCUCGUCUGUGUGUGAUCAGUGGAAAUCAGCUCUACAUGUUGGACCAGGAGGAGGUUCACCCUUUGUUGAUGCGCGAGCGGCGCUCGGAGUCGCACAGGAACAAGCUGCUGCGACGGACGGUCAGCGUGCCUGUGGAGGGGAGGCACCAUCCUGAAAUGGACCACGCUCGGCUCCGGCGGAAGAGCAUCGCCACCGGGAAGCAGCCAAGCAUGGAGAUCCCACCCACUGCCCCCCCACAACCCUUCCGACAAUCCAGUUUCCUCAGUAGAAGACUGAAGGGGUCCAUUAAACGGGCCAAGAGCCAGCCCAAACUGGACCGAACCAGCAGCUUCCGCCACAUGAUCCUCCCUCGUUUCCGCAGCGCCGACCAAGACCGGACUCGUCUGAUGCAGAGCUUCAAAGAAUCACACUCCCAUGAGUCUUUGCUGUCUCCCAGCAGCGCAGCCGAGGCCUUGGAUUUGACACUUGAUGAAGAUGCGAUCAUCAAGCCUGUUCACUCCAGUAUACUGGGACAGGAGUACUGUUUUGAGGUGAUAACUGCUUCAGGAACAAAGUGUUUUGCCUGUCGGUCGGCUGCGGAGCGAGACAAAUGGAUAGAGAAUCUGCAGAGAGCUGUCAAACCAAACAAAGACAACAGUCGACGCGUCGACAACGUUCUGAAGCUGUGGAUCAUCGAGGCCCGUGAACUCCCGCCCAAAAAGCGCUAUUAUUGUGAACUGUGCUUGGAUGACAUGCUUUACGCUCGCACCACCAGCAAACCCCGAACCGAUACCGUCUUCUGGGGUGAGCACUUCGAGUUCAACAACCUGCCAGCUGUCCGCAACCUCCGCCUUCACCUUUACAAAGAGACGGACAAGAAAAGACGCAAGGAGAAGAGCACAUACCUGGGCUUGGUCAGCAUUCCCAUUUCCAGCAUCACUGGUCGUCAGUUUGUGGAGCAAUGGUACCCCGUCAUUCAGCCCAGCGUCCUGGCCAAGGGUGGAGGUGUCGGAGGGGGCAAGAUCAUCAACGCAUCCCUGCGGCUCAAGUCUCGCUUUCAGACCAUGAGCAUCCUGCCCAUGGAGCUGUACAAAGAGUUCGCAGAGUAUGUGACCAACAACUACCGAACGCUGUGUGCCGUCCUGGAGCCGCUGCUGAGUGUCAAGAGCAAAGAGGAAGUGGCCUGUGCUCUGGUGCACAUCCUGCAGAGCACAGGGAAGGCCAAGGAUUUUCUGUCAGACAUGGCGAUGUGUGAGGUGGACCGAUUCAUUGACCGAGAGCACCUGAUCUUCAGAGAGAACACCCUGGCCACCAAAGCCAUAGAAGAGUACCUCAAACUCAUCGGACACAAGUACCUCAAAGACGUUUUAGGUGAUUUUAUCCGGGCGCUGUACGAGUCAGAGGAGAACUGUGAAGUCGACCCAAUGAGGACCCCUCCUUCUGUGCUGCCUGAACAUCAAGCCAACCUCCGGAUGUGCUGUGAGCUCGCUCUCUGCAAAAUCGUCAACUCCCAUUGUGCGUUUCCGAGAGAACUGAAAGAGGUGUUUGCGUCGUGGCGCGUUCGAUGUGCUGAGAGGGGAAGAGAAGACAUCGCCGAUCGACUGAUCAGUGGUUCCCUCUUCCUGCGCUUCCUGUGUCCAGCCGUCAUGUCACCCUCCUUAUUCAACCUCACCCAGGAGUACCCCGAUGAGCAGACUUCACGCACACUCACCCUCAUAGCCAAAGUUGUGCAGAACCUUGCAAACUUCUCAAAGUUUGGCAGUAAGGAGGAGUACAUGUGCUUUAUGAAUGAGUUUCUGGAGAUGGAGUGGGGCUCCAUGCAGCAGUUCCUGUACGAGAUCUCCAAUCUGGACAGCGUGAGCAACGCAGUUGCUUUCGAGGGCUACAUCGACUUGGGAAGGGAGCUCUCGAUCCUGCACAGUCUGCUGUGGGAAGUCAUGGCCCAGCUAAGCAAGGAUGCUAUCAUCAAACUUGGACCAUUGCCCCGCCUUCUAAAUGACAUCAGCAUGGCCCUUCGUAACCCUCACCUCCAGCGACAGCCAAGCCAUCAGAUGGACAAACCGCCUCCAGAGAGACAGACAGACAGGCUGCUCUCCAGGCCCAGCUUCAACAGAGGUGUCUCGUCUGAGUUCCAGAACCUCAUGAUGAGGGACCUCAACAGUUCAGUUGAGAUCACUCGCCUACCCUCUCCGACCUCUGCCAUGUCCAGCGGCGCUGCCCCUCAGUCCCGGGCCGGGAUGGGGGGCUUCGCGGAUCGCGAUCAUCCUCACCGAGCCUCAUCUAAAGACGUUUUCUAUGUCGCCCGUCCCCCGCUGGCCCGCUCCAGUCCAGCGUACUGUACUAGCAGUUCUGAUAUCACUGAUCCGGACCCAAAGGACUCAAGAAUGAACAGCGUCUCUAACCUGCAGUCUAUGGGGGACAUGCUCAACUCUUCCCAGGCCUCGAUUGCCGGCCUCGGCAGCUACGGUGGGCUCGCGGGCUUGGGAGGAGGCCUCGGUGGCCAGCUGCGCGCCGGAGGGCGUAUGUCGGCCGGAUCCGGAGGUUCCAGCAUGUCCGGGGGUCUGAGGUUGAGCCAGCUGAGCCAGAUGGGGACCACCACCGACUCUCUGUCCCAGCAGCAGCAGCAGCAAGCCGCCGCUCUCCGCUACCCCCUCUCCUUCCAGAACCCCCUCUUCCACCUGGCUGCUGACGGCCCUCAGCUUCACCACCAGCACAGUCGAGCUCAACCCCCUCCUCCUCUCCUGCUGGCCCCGGAGCCGGAUGCCUCUCACCCCACUUACAUCCCGCAGUUCGCCCACGGCGGCUUCUCCCGCAGCGAGGACCUCUCCACCCUCAGACCCGGCCCUCAUCUGGGUCAGCCGAGCAUCAUUCACUCGCACAGCUACAGCGACGACUACAGCCGCCAUAACCAGAGCGAAUACGGCCGACGUCAGAUCUCCAUGCACAUGCAGGAGCAGCAGCAGAUGGCAGGCAUGGCAUCACAGACCGGCACAUCUCAUUCAUCGCUCGCCACGCCUCCCUCCACCGUUCAGCCUGUCCGUCAAAGCUCCAUGGCUCCUCCCACACAGCGCAUGAAAUCGCAACCCUCGCAUCAGCUUUCUGUGAGUUCUGCCGCCGCCGCUCCUGCGGGCAAAACCCGGCCCCAGAGCGGAAACCUGCUCCAGUCCCCGGAGUCCGGCUUCGGGGGCCGGCAGCAGGGCCCUCGGCAGCAGCUGUCCGUCAAAGACAGCACCCCGCCUGGCCUGCCGCAUCAGCAGAGCUCCACCAGAGAGAGCCAGGGAUCGCAGGGCUCUCAGGGCGGGACGCCGCAGUCCACGCAGCAAUCCAAAUCCCAUCAGGAACGACAGCAGAUCCAGCAACAGCAUCUGCUCAAGCCUACCAUGAGCAAACAGGGCUCUUCCCAAUCUCCAACCACCCUCAACCCCCCGACCCCUGCCUCUGAACGGACGGUCGCCUGGGUGUCCAACAUGCCCCAUCUUUCUGCUGACAUAGAGAGCUCCCGCAUCGACCGAGAGGAAUACAAACUCAAGGAGUAUUCAAAGAGCAUGGACGAGUCGCGGCUGGACAGGGUGCGUGAGUACGAGGAGGAGAUCAACUCUCUGAAGGAGCGUCUGAUGAUGUCACACCGCAAGCUGGAGGAGUACGAGAGGAGGCUGUUAACUCAGGAGCAGCAGACCAAUAAAAUCCUGCUGCAGUAUCAGAGCCGACUGGAGGACAGCGAGAGGAGACUGAGACAGCAGCAGAUGGAGAAAGACAACCAAAUUAAAGGAAUUAUUGACAGACUCAUGGCUGUGGAAGACGAGCUGAGGGGGGGGGUGGUGCCUGAGCACAAGCCCAGGAUGUUCGCAGACCAGGAAAAGCAGCUUUCCGCCUUGGGUUCAGCAGACCCCGGUGUGAGUUUUGGAGGAGAAUUGACCAGCGCUCCUGGCGUUGUCGGAGUCUCCCAAUCGGACAAAUCCUCCACCCGAUCCCCCCUGAAUGGAAUCUUGUCCUUCCCAUUAGCCUCCCCUCCUCAUUCCCGUCCUCACGCACAACUCUGGCCGAACGGAGAACUCUCCGGCAACCAAAAAUCAGCAACGGCAUCGAGGGCAAGUUCGGAGGGGGAGCAGGUCAAUAACAACGCUGACCAAAUUUUUUAGGAAUUCAGAAGAAAACCUCACGUCCUUUGUCAUCCGCAUUGAAGGAUGAAGCUUCAGUUUUAUUUUACGCAUUAGACUGAGGACAAGUGGGAGGCAGGACACACCAUUACUUGCACCACCCAAAACAAAAGGGCUCUCCAUUGGAUCCGAUACGUUAUUCCAAAAUCACGUUUUCUUUGGAUCAAAGUUAAAAGCCCCUUGCACAUACAGUACCUCUGCCACCACAAGUCAUCCAAACCACUGGAAAGUGCUCAGUUCAGGUUCCACGUUUUUUUGACUGAGCUCCUUCGUAUUGGGUAAAAAAUUCUAAGAAGCUGAGAACGACUCUAGGAACGGUGGGCAAACAAACCACACUUACGUCUCAAAGUGUAUAAAGUUCGAAAUUUGACUCACACGCAAGCUUUGUCUUGGGGAUUCUGUCAUGUCGUCUGGCUUCCCUAGUGCCUUUCUGUAUCUCCUGACAGGGUUUUCAAACAAACGCAAGAAUAACGACAGCAGAAUUACAGAAAUGGUUGUUCAAACACCGCUCUCUUCUCGAGAUUGCUCACUUAGGAGAGAUUGAUGUGUUCUUCUGCCUCAAUGUAGUGCUGAAAAUGUCAAGCUUUGGAAUCCGACCGUGGCUCGGGUUUUUUGUGGACAAUGUCUGGAAAGUGCUUGUGGUCUUUGAAUUGCCUCACUAGACUGAACUUGUGCAAUGUUUUCUCUUCUCAAUCUCAGAACCUAUGUGUAUUUAACUGGUGCUAUGGAUUCUCAAAGCAUUGCUCUGUGUCACAUCACCGCCUCCCAUUCUGUCAUUGUCCUAACUGUUCAUAUGUGUCUUCGUCCUCCCAUUUAUCUCCUUACAGGCCGAUUUCUUUCAGUGUGUGUCUGCAACGUGAGGUGAGCGUGAGGUGAUCUCUGUCAGGUCAAAAACCUUUUGUCUUUUAACUAAACAAGAUGGUAGGCCAGAAUGCAGUCGUUCUCAUAGGGUUUUUUUAUACAGAAACGUUUUCCUUAAAAUAGACAUCAUGUGAAAUGAGCUGAUAUUUAAGCUGAAUUUUUUUGUGUGUUUUUUGGUUUUAAAGUCAACAUGAAAGCCAACUUGACAGCAGCCAAUUUUCUCUCCAUAAUGUGAUGUUUUUGAGAACAAUAGGAAGAAUAUAUUAAAAAUGGAUGAUAUAUGCUAGAAUGAAGGCUGAUGCCUAAAAAAAGAGUUUUCUGAAAAGAUAGUAUUUCUUUAAAAGAUUAUAAAAACAAACCUAUUAUAUAUAUAUAUAUAUAUAUAUAUAUAUAUAUAUAUAUAUAUAUAUAUAUAUAUAUAUAUAUAUAUAAUAAUAUGCAUGCACCAAAUAAUCAUCAAUAAGACGACAAAGAAUGUAAAAAGUAGUCAAUGAUUCACACCAAAUAAUCAUUACAUUUGCAUUCAUGGAUUUGGCGGAUGCUUUUAUGCAAAGCAACUUACAUUUAGGUUUUUUGUUUCAGUUCACACAUUCUCUGUGAAUCAAACCCAUGGCCUACGGUUUAAGCUUAAUUGCGAAUAAUAAGUUAUAAGUAAACAGGGUCCAUUUUGUUUUCAUGUUGACUUUAAAGUUGCUCAAGCAUCUCUAAAGCAGUAGUUUUUGGUGGUGUUGAAUGGUCAUUUUAGGGAUCUUGUUAGAUAACAGAUAUGGUUUGUAAAAUAAUCAGAUCUUAAGUACUGUACAGAAAUAUUGCUAGCUAUAAUUCCUCAUUGGAGUAUCACUGCCAUCUGAUACUGAUUGUAUACCUCAUCGUUCACUACAGUUUUUGUUUUAUUGUUUGUUUUAUGAUUAAUUGGUUCAUUGUCAUGUUUCUACAGCCUCAAGACAUUCACGUGGCUUUGCUGAUACCAGUCAUUCAUUUGUAACCCAAUUCAUUUGUUGAUUGCCUUGUUGUCGCAUUAUAAUCUACUCAAGUUCUGUAUGUAACACAGCUAAACCAAUACAGCUGGCCUAGAUGAGAGCGAGGAGAUUUAAGUUGUAACUGCACAAUAAAAACACUGAGCUGUACUGUAAUAUUUAUAGAUUGGGAAGGCACUAGAGAGGAGAAUGGACUGAUUGCCAUUUUAGCUUUUAAGAGCUUCGAGGGCUAUCUUUAAGUGACUUCUACUCCAUUUAGUAAUAAUAAACAGGCAAUUUUGUUUAUGUCCCAAAAGCGGUUGAGAAAAAGUGGGAUAACAGGGUUAUCAGCUGAUAAAUGUGCCAUGACAUGAAUAUACCUCAGACGUAGAAUCGAAUGACUCAGGUAAACAUUCAAUUGCCUCACAGUUUAACGUAAACUGGAUAGAAAAAAAUAAUAAUUUUAAGUUCAACUGCCUGUUUUGGCAGUUAGUCCAUUUCUUCUCUGAGAUUAGUAGCAGUGAUUGGUCAGCGGCUCAUCAAGCACCUCCUCUUUUCCCUGCAUCUCCAGCCAAUCACAAAGCUUCAUGGAGGACAAUCUGGAACCUAAUUGGAGGCCUCACCUUGGACAUUCUUCAGGUUGGCCAGGUUUUAAUUCCAGGGCGCUGUCACGCGAUUCGGUUGGUUGACAGAGGAGAAACUGAGGCUUUGACCCAGUGCCAGAGCCGAUCCAAAGAAAAAAAAAAAAAUAGGUUCCCUUCCUCUGACGUACCCUCUCUCUGAUCAAAUUCAAUAUGAUGACCGUUUGGGAUACUUAACGUCUACCAGAUGGCUUCUGCGUGCCUCUUGACGGCACGAGAGAUGUCGCAUGCAGCGCAGUGGUUCGUUGAGAGAGCUGGAGAGGUUCUGAGGAUCAGAUCAAUCUCAAAGGUGCUGUUUUUUUUAGGUUCUUUACUAACUAAAUGUAGGAUAUUGAACAAUCCUCUACUUCUUCUCAUUAUGAUCUUCAUAUGCCACAUUAGCUCUGCCUGUCAUGCCUGCCUGUGUCUCAAUCAUGUCUUUUAUUUUGGGGAAACUGAAUAUGCACAGCCUUUUUUUUUCCUCAAGAGACGCUAAUUUGUCCUUCAGCGAAUUUGAUAAGAGGCUGGAAAUAUCCGAACUUUUGUUUCCUGGUGGUUUUCUACUUUUUGACUGGACCUCACCCAGAUGAGAUCACGUAUUUACAUGCUGGUAAUGUGAGACAAGAACUUGAAAAGUCUGAAAAUAAUCCCUUUUUUUUUUUAAUCCGUGAAUUUAUGUGACAAUCUCUUUGCAAAGCAAAAUCAACAACCUGUUAUUUUACCUGCUCCCCCUUCCCGCACUUUGCUAUGUCCCGGAUCCUCACCGACUCCUUUGUAUGUGAAAGAAAGAUGGAUUCUUUUACUUUUUUUUAAAUUCUCUUUGGUUUUGCUGUGGAGUUCUUGAUUUUAUGGACGACAUUGUUUGGAUGUGGAAUCCUCUUAUUUAGAAAUCUGGCGAUCGCGCGUUUGCAGGACGGUGGGUAGUUUUGCGAAGCCAAGUUGCUGUUUUAAAUUUAAAUUUAUUUCCUUGUUUGGAUGCCAUUUCCGGGCAACAUGGACAUUUCUCUGCUUCCUUUUUACACCACUAGACAAAAAUAUAAAUGUUGAGAGAUCAUGCAGGUUAAAUAAUGUUGUGGGUGACUGUGUGUAUAUAGAGUGUGUGUACAGUAUUUAUGUAUAUACUGGAUGUAUGGAUGGUUAUAUAAUAUAAAUAUAAAUAUAAAUAUAUAUAUAUAUACAUACAUGUAUUUUGUACAUAAGAAAUGUUUGUAUAUGCAGUGUACAGAAUGUGUUCUUUUACACCAAUUUCUCUUUUCCCGAUAUGUGGAAAAAGAAAAAGCAUAACAGAACUUUGUGGGAAUGAAAAACUCGCGUUGGCGACUCGUCGGCAGAGUUAUUCGAAGCACUUUUCGCUCAGGCUGAUUGUACACAGUCUGAAACCUACAAUGCAUCGCCGUGAGUCCGCCACGCAUUUUGCCAGUCUGAAGCUUGCACUCAUUUUCUCACUGAUUGAGGUGUUUUGUAACAGAUUCUGGGUGACAAAGCAAUGCUUGUACAUAAAUAUAUAGGCUUAAUACCUACCGUAUGUUUGCAUAUAUCAGCUUUUCAAGAGUCACCUGCUAAUCUUUGAAGCUUUUGCAUCUCCACUUGCUUUCGAUUCCAAUGCAGUGCCGUGCGUCAGAUGAGGUUUUUUGGAUCGCUGUAGAAGGUCGAUCUCGUGAGAAGACGUCCCCGUUUUAUUCUGCUGAUCUUUUGUAUGGCCUGAUGCUUUAUUCCUCCAUUACUUGCCUAGCAACUCUUCCAUGCAAGUAAUCGCUUCUUUGUCCCCUGUAAAUGAAUGGAGUUCCCAUGAUGUGCCUCUUUCUAAUAAACUUCAGUUGGUCUCUGUCAGCCAUAAGCCAAUCACAGUCAUCUUUCUUGACAAGCCAUAAGCCCCGCCCCUAAAUUUCCAUUUUUGAAAAGGGCAGACACUUGGGAAUUUGAUUUCUUUUUGUAUAUAUUAUAUUAAUAGAAAGAGUGGUAUGUCAGAGUGUAUUGCUGAUGUUUUUGGAUUUGUUAUGAAUGUUGAUAUUCUGGUUAUUGAAUUAUGAUUAUUAUUGUAAUAAUAUAAUGACUGCUGUUAUCAUUUCAUCAUUCUUUAGUUUAUUCAAUACUGUUAAAGACUUUCAUUUCUUUUUGAAUAAAUCGGAAUUUAUAUUUUUCGGGUGGGCUAAUUAUAGAAAUGAAAUCAAUUAAACAGAUGAAUAAAGAAAUACAUUCUUAUUGAAUUCA
Molecule: messenger RNA, 9600 nt
Organism: Puntigrus tetrazona (Sumatra barb)
Lineage: Eukaryota; Metazoa; Chordata; Actinopteri; Cypriniformes; Cyprinidae
Gene: syngap1b
Product: synaptic Ras GTPase activating protein 1b
Exons: 21
Coding region: 711-4934 (1407 amino acids)
Biological process (GO): regulation of GTPase activity
Source: RefSeq, a predicted model, not a curated record